This is a messenger RNA of Leishmania braziliensis MHOM/BR/75/M2904, 360 nucleotides long. RefSeq lists its product as hypothetical. The transcript has a single exon. NCBI's taxonomy places the organism in Eukaryota, Euglenozoa, Kinetoplastea, Trypanosomatida, Trypanosomatidae. The coding region runs from base 1 to 360 and encodes 119 amino acids. The record is from RefSeq and is a predicted model, not a curated record.
AUGAAGUUGAACUUCUUGGGGUACUCGAACGAGGACCAAAGUCUCGCCUCAGUAUGGGGUCGCCUCAUCUUUCUCUCGUGCAUAGUAACGGGGGUAUUUUACGUCCUAUUCGGUCUUUUCGCCUGCCGUAGGCUCAUUCUGAGGGACAUUCGGUGGCUUCUCAUGGCGAUCCUUUACUUUUCCAUAGGGGUGUGUCACGCCUUCUUCACCCUUGCGCUGCUCUGCUUCGCCAUCGCGUGCGUUCUCCACACCUUUGAGAAACCAAUGCAGAUCGAGGAAAUGUUCGUGUACUCUGGUAUCAUGGCAAUCAUCACCAUGUACUUUGCCUGUGGGCGCAAAACGAUCCUUUACUCUCUUUGA